UUAAAACUAAUUCGGCCCAGUUAGCCUUCCAUUCUUACUCCAUUUAACACUGGUUUGAGCAGGAAGAUAGACGCACACCGGUCUCAUAACGACCUUGAUCUUGAAAAUAGUAGACUUGGAGGAUGGCCCUCCACAUAAAGCCAUUCAGACACCGUCCGCUUAUUAGCAUCAAUAUGCGAGUUAUCCGAAGAUCUGCCUCGGAUCCGCUGCAAAUCAGUCAUUGAUCAACUGCACGUAGGCAAAUUAACAUGAAUUUGUACACUCGUAUAAUCCCAACAAACCAUAGACCAAAACAAAAAUCAAAACAAAGAGGCCUACGAGUCAGCCAAAGGGGAAGCCCCCAUACUUCACGGUUCGAGUGCUGAGUUCUUUGUGGAGUUGCAGGCAUAACUAUAAAUAGCUCUUCAAUCGCGUCAUUGGCAUGCAGAAAUUGUGGGGCACGCGAAUCGGUAUCAAUCGAGUUUGGCAAGGAACCGCCCCAAGAGUUCUUCUCUUCGAGCCCGAAACUGUGGAGCCUAUUCUAAACAGCCAGAAGUUUGUAAACAAGAGCCACGACUACGACUAUCUGCAUCCUUGGCUGGGUGAGGGUCUUCUGACCAGCACCGAUCGCAAAUGGCAUUCCCGCAGGAAGAUUCUUACACCUGCAUUCCACUUCAAAAUAUUGGACGACUUCAUUGACGUCUUCAAUGAGCAGAGCGCAGUUUUGGCCAGAAAAUUGGCCGUCGAGGUGGGCAGCGAGGCGUUCAACCUGUUCCCAUACGUCACGCUAUGCACUUUGGACAUUGUCUGCGAGACUGCCAUGGGUCGCAGAAUCUAUGCCCAGAGCAACAGCGAGUCGGAAUACGUAAAGGCGGUCUACGGCAUCGGUUCCAUUGUCCAGAGUCGUCAGGCCAAGAUUUGGCUGCAAAGUGAUCUCAUUUUCCGGUUGACUUCGGACUACAAACUUCACCAGAGCUAUAUAAAUACUCUGCACGGAUUUUCCAACAUGGUCAUUCGAGAACGUAAAGCUGAACUGGCCAUUCUUCAGGAAAACAACAACAAUAAUAACAAUGAAGCCCCCGAUGCCUAUGAUGACUUGGGAAAAAAGAAACGUCUGGCAUUCCUUGACCUUUUGAUCGAUGCCUCAAAGGAAGGCACUGUGCUCUCGAAUGAAGACAUUCGCGAGGAAGUGGAUACCUUUAUGUUCGAGGGACAUGACACCACUUCAGCUGCCAUUUCCUGGACCCUGUUUUUGCUGGGCUGUCAUCCGGAGUACCAAGAACGUGUGGUUGAAGAAUUAGACUCGAUCUUUGGCGAUGACAAGGAGACUCCGGCCAGUAUGAAAAACCUGCUGGACAUGCGUUACUUGGAGUGCUGCAUCAAGGACUCGCUUCGCCUUUUCCCUAGUGUGCCGAUGAUGGCUCGUAUGGUCGGCGAGGAUGUGAAUAUUGGAGGCAAGCUUGUGCCAGCUGGAACACAGGCGAUUAUCAUGACCUAUGCCCUGCACCGCAACCCGCGUGUCUUCCCUAAGCCAGAGCAGUUCAAUCCGGACAACUUCCUGCCAGAGAACUGCGCCGGACGCCAUCCCUUCGCCUAUAUUCCCUUCAGUGCCGGACCCCGGAACUGCAUCGGUCAGAAGUUCGCCAUCCUGGAGGAGAAGGCUGUGAUCUCCACGGUGCUGCGGAAGUACAAGAUCGAGGCCGUAGACCGACGGGAGGACCUCACGCUCCUGGGCGAACUCAUCCUGCGUCCCAAGGACGGCCUCCGGGUGAAGAUCACACCCCGUGAUUGAGAAACUUGUCCCUGAGAACGGGAAUUUCUUCCCCUUCAAUUCGAUCCAAAGUGCAUAUAAUGUAAAUAAUUAGAAUUAACCGGAAUUAGCAUAGCGAUAGAGACUAGUUUAUGUUAAACUUUGUAACCGAUGUAAUAUUCAUAAGCUUAAGAACAAACUUGAU
Molecule: messenger RNA, 1934 nt
Organism: Drosophila bipectinata
Lineage: Eukaryota; Metazoa; Arthropoda; Insecta; Diptera; Drosophilidae
Gene: Cyp4c3
Product: Cytochrome P450 4c3
Molecular function (GO): monooxygenase activity; heme binding; oxidoreductase activity, acting on paired donors, with incorporation or reduction of molecular oxygen
Source: RefSeq, a predicted model, not a curated record